UCGAUUCAUUCGACGUUUAACUGUCGCGCGAUCAACACAUAGAUUGGAAAAUAAAAUAAAAAAAACUUAAAAUGGAGAUUCAAAAUCAGUUGAUUAAACUAUUGGCUACAUUGCUGGUAAUUGGUUUUGCUCUAUCUACUCCGGUGUUACUAUUGGCCGUAAUGUUAUCAAAAAUCGGCGAAUGUUUCAAAUAUAAAUCCCCCAAGAGUAUCAUCGGUGAGGUGGCUGUGGUGACCGGGGCUGCUCAUGGACUAGGUCGGGCUAUAGCAUUGGAACUGGCCGAACUCGGAUGUCAUAUAGCCGUGGUAGAUAUUGACAUAAAGGGCGCCGAGGAAACCGUAGAAAAAAUUCACCAGAUUUCCAGAGUAAAAGCAAAAGCUUAUAAGGUGAAUGUAACCAGUUUUACUCAAAUAACUGAUCUUAAUGCUAAAGUUACACGAGAUCUUGGUUCGGUUACAAUUCUUAUUAACAAUGCAGGCGUAAUUUUGUUGCGCAAUCCUUUAGAUCCUGCACCAGAGGAAGUGCAACGAAUGAUUGAUGUCAAUUUGACAUCGCACUUUUGGACGAAGACUGUGUUUCUGCCCACAAUCAAGAGGUUGCGAAAGGGGAACAUUGUUACAAUCAGUUCAGCGUCGAGUCUAUUACCCUUUGCCUAUCAUACCACUUACACUGCAACCAAAUUUGGUGCUACCGGCCAUAUGAAGGCAUUGCAAUUGGAAUUAGCUGUAGAGAAACAGCAUGACAUCCAUGUCACCACGGUAAUGCCAAUGUUUCUGGACACCAACGAUGAGGUGUCUGAACUUGCUUACAUUAGCAAGGUAAAUCGACUGUAUCCCUUGAUUAGAGGAGAAACGGUAGCUCGUCGGAUAGUUAAGGGAAUGCUCGCUGGGGAGAGGGAAAUAAAGAUUCCAUUCAUAGUGGAUAUUUUGCAUCGUAUUUUGAACUUACUUCCUCUCAGCUGGCAGGAGAGACUGGUUCUUUUAUUUGCCUCUAAUAUGUUUCUGUCGUAUAAAGAAAUCAGCUUGAAUGCUAAGAUCCCCAAACAGUGAUUUGACAAUUUAAUUUUGGAUUGGAUAACAAUGUUCAUCAAUUAAUUCCUGGUAUCUAAGAGUCGAGCAUAUUCUAUG
Messenger RNA from Drosophila nasuta, 1127 nucleotides. Its product is annotated as estradiol 17-beta-dehydrogenase 11-like. Bases 72 to 1049 code for a protein of 325 amino acids. Lineage: Eukaryota; Metazoa; Arthropoda; Insecta; Diptera; Drosophilidae. The record is from RefSeq and is a predicted model, not a curated record. Gene Ontology annotation, cellular component: lipid droplet. The transcript is spliced from 6 exons. Gene Ontology annotation, molecular function: oxidoreductase activity, acting on the CH-OH group of donors, NAD or NADP as acceptor.